AUGGCUGCAGUGUUGGGGACUACGACAGACACAGAGACUGUCAGGGUCAGAGAAGAGUGGCUGCGGGCCUACACUGAAAAGAAGAGCAAGAAGCCUGGCCCCAUGCCUGGCCCCAUUGCCAAGUCCCAAAUCCGUGACGUGAAGCCCUGGGACGAUGAGACCGACAUGAAGGUACUCAAGAAAUGCGUCCACUGCAUCCAACUGGACGGGCUGGUGUGGGGCGCAAGUGAGCUCAAGUCCCUGGCGUCCGGCAUCAACAAGCUGUCCUUCCUGAGCACAGUCGUCGACAAGAUCUCCGUUGACCUCACCGAGAAAAUACAAGAAUUUCAGGACUACGUCCAGAGUGUUGAUAUUGCCGCCUUUAAUAAGGUCUAGGGUCUGCUUAC
This is a messenger RNA of Hyalella azteca, 386 nucleotides long. RefSeq names its product elongation factor 1-beta'-like. Lineage: Eukaryota; Metazoa; Arthropoda; Malacostraca; Amphipoda; Hyalellidae. Gene Ontology annotation, biological process: translational elongation. Gene Ontology annotation, molecular function: translation elongation factor activity; guanyl-nucleotide exchange factor activity. The record is from RefSeq and is a predicted model, not a curated record. Gene Ontology annotation, cellular component: cytosol; eukaryotic translation elongation factor 1 complex.